Molecule: messenger RNA, 3117 nt
Organism: Phytomonas sp. EM1
Lineage: Eukaryota; Euglenozoa; Kinetoplastea; Trypanosomatida; Trypanosomatidae
Source: the annotation of a GenBank genome assembly
AUGAAUCGAUUAAAUAUCAAAGAUGCUACCAAGGAGCAGCUGAUAGAUAUCGUGAAGCAGUUGCGGCAGGAUAUUCAACGUUUGCAAAGGCCUGUACAAUCGACAGAUGGAGCGGUAAGGAAUCUAGAGGAGCAAAUUUCCCAGCUUCAAGGUACACUACGGGAUGCAAACUACGAAAUCAGAGCGUUGCGUGAACACAACACUAUUUUAACUGAGAAAUCUGCAAGCGAUGAAGAGACAAUUAGUAUGCUCAUAAAACGCUUUGAGGAAGUGGGAAAGGAUACCAAGGACCCCAAGCAUCAUAUGGACGUCGGUUCUGUCAAUGGCCCAAGUUCUCCCACAGGGACUCAGGAUGUCGGCAAAAGAACAAGUAGCAACCCUUUAGGUAACCAACAUCAACUAAACGAAGGAUCAAAUCCCAAUGAGCACGAUAAUUCCGCCGUUACUCUUGUACCAAUUGCUACAUUGGCUAAAAAAAACGAAGAAAUAGCAAAACUUGAACAAAAAGUUUCUGAGUUGAUGGAGGUAAAUGCGUUCUAUUCGAGCAUUGUGUCACAGCAGGAUGAGGAGGAAAGGAUUCGUCAUGCAGGCGCAACUAGCAAGGCGGCUGUGGAAGAGGAAUUUAUUGACAUUCCAGCCUUGAGGUCCCACGUCAGCACACUCAGGGAUCAGAAGAGUACCCUACAAAGACUAGUCAAACAAACAGAAGAUGAAAGGAGGCUGUGCAUUCAUGAAAAUCUGAAGCUUCGUGAGAAAUGCAAUUAUUUAGAAGCCGAGCUCUUAGAGCUUGGGCGUUCACAACGGGCCCUUCAACUUGUUAACAACUUUUCCCAAAGUUCAUUAUUAGAUGCCGCUGCGGCGGGUCCUCAGGUUCGCGCGCAUGACAACCAAGGGCAAAGCAUCAGAGGGUCGCUUCUUCGAAUCCCAGCUCAGUCCGUGGUAUUAUCGCAAGAGUACAUGAAGGGUGAGAGUAUGCACCCAGACGAAUCCAAUACUGGUACUCUUGCUGCACCUCCUCUGAGAGGACGCCAUCAACCUCAAGAUCCUUCUCAUCCUAGCCUAGAUAUUCACUCACUACGUCGAAUAAAUAUCCGAAAUCCCAAUCCACAAGAACGGAUGCUACUAGAGCGCCUAGAAUUAUACGAGAAUCACAUCGAGCAAAUGGAGGCUUCCGAGGCCGACCGCCAAUACGCAUUCAACGAGAUGGAGCGCAGUAGGGCGGAACUGUUUACCUAUAUGAAUGAGCAGUUAGUAGGGCAAAGGUCUGAGAUUCAGAGCCUGCAAGAGGACAAUUUCAAGCUCAAGGAAGCCCUAAGUUGUACUCAAGGAGUGCCUCAAAAGGCUGAUCUUACGGAAGCGAAUACCAGCGGUGUAUCCGCAUCUAGGGAAUUAUGUGAUGCAGAAACGGAAACCGAUGGGUCACCGUUUCUUGCCUGUGAUGAACAAGAACAUGAUAUUGGCUGUGUAAAGAUUGCAGCAAAACUUUUAGGCAACAAAGACGGCUCAGAAACUUAUGAUGAAAUUCACGAUGAUAUGUUUGAGGAUUUAAUGCAUCUUGAAGAGAAGGGACGUACAGAAAUUUUAUCUGAGUGCGCGAACACGCUAUUAGAUGACCUGGUAGCGUGGUAUCAAACAUGGGCACCUUUUUGCCUGUACGCAUCCAACUGUGUGCCUCAGGAUAAAAUGGUGACAAUGGAGGAAAGCCUUUUCGCACCGCCACAGGGAAUUAUGUUUAUGGAAGAAAGAGUUAGGUCCACUAACUCCAGUGUUGCAAUUGAUUGUACACAAGAGAGGUUAUCUGAGUCGGCUGGGGAUGCAUCCAGAAAAUUCAAUCAAAUGGAAAAAAUAGCAUUUGUUUUUGAAAACGAGACCUAUUUUAAAUGCUGGUCUGCGGUCGAUGCACUGCUUAUACUAUACGGAAAUGUUUUAAGUGAAUACAAUGAACUGGCAAAAGCAUGCUUGGGUGAGGCUACCGAUAUAUCUUCUGAUGGUGAGUUUUUCGAUGAAGACGAUGUGCGUCUCAUUCGGGAUAUCCUUGUCGAAAUGGGGAAAGGGUCUGUGAAGGAAACCACAGCACAAGUGCAUCAAUUAGAUGCACUCACUGAACUUUUUGAGGGUCCGACGCUUUCUAUUCACAACCCUAACUCCAAUAUCGAUGUCACGUAUUCAUCACAACGUUCAGGGUUCAAAGAGGGAUGGAGUACGGAGCUGUUUUUGCCUCAAAACAAUGGAACUACGAUGAACUUGGCGGACUCAUCUUCGGGAUAUGCCUACAGGAAGCCAUCGGUGGAAGGAAGUGCGGGUGGCGGUAUGGAGGAAAUGCGGACAGAUCUCCCCUUAAGUAUGGGCACAGGCCUCUUAAAGGAACCUGAUAAGGCAAACCAUAGUGAAGAAAUAGGCUGUGCUCAGCUGAAUGUUUCUCCCGGAAAUAUUGCGGGUUUAGUCCCCCAACUAUCAAACGCAAUGCCCGUCGUAUUCCAGCAGGAGGCCCCGAUGGAGGAUGCAUAUGAUAGUGUAUCUGUUCAGAGUAAUCCGACAUGCAAAACCGAUUCCAAUCAAGGGGAUAGCACGAAACACCUCGUGAUUCCGCACAUGGGCAUAGGUAGUGAUUUCUGUCCGAAAACGAUAUAUUCAUCAAGCAGUACACAUAUUAAUCUUCAGACCAGUGAUUCUGAUGAUGGAUUUCAUGCAAUCCUCUCCACUGCAUCAGCUAGUGAGAAUGAAACUAGCCACAUUAGUGAGCAGCUUAGCGAUGUUCACUCGGAUAACUCCCCACAGGGGGGCGACCGGAGUGAUAUUCGAGCACGAAUGAAGGAUUCAAAUUGUAAUGCAGAUCAUUUUAGUCCUAGUUCCAGCACAGCUAAUCGAAUGCCAUCACAUAACAGCCCACUUCCUACUGCUCUCGCUUCGGAUUUCGAGGUCGACAAGGCAAUGUCAUUAGCAACAAUGGCAGCGGGUGAGGAAACACAUCCCCCACUUUACACUGCACAGACUUCAUUACCGAUAGAGCACGCAACAGCGCCUGAGCGGAUAAGGGAAACGAUCGAAGUUUCUUCUCACAACACCGACGACACGGAAGAUGUGGACUUCGAAGCAGAGUUUAACCCCUUUGUGUAG